AUGGACUUCCCUCUCAUACGGCGGGAACGCACACCCGUUGAUGCGACCAACUUCAUAAACGGCAUCCUCGGCGACAGAAGACCGCACGUGCCCGAGCGAAACCUGCCGGGAGGAGGGAAUUGGGUGGUGCAAAAGGUCGGCGGCACGAGCGUGGGCAAGUUCCCCGUCAAGAUCGCCGAGGAAGUCGUGCAGGCAGGCCUCGACCCCAAAGGCGAAAACCGCAUCGCCAUCGUCUGCUCCGCCCGCAGCACCUCGUCCAAGUCCGAGGGAACCACCAACCGCCUCGUCCGCGCCGCCAUCGACUGCCAGGACUCGUCGUCAGGCAAGUUCCGCGAAAUUGUCGAGACCAUUCGUCGCGACCAUGUUCAGGCCGGGAAAGAUGCGUGCUUGGUGUGGGGAGGCGCGAACAGCGAGAUCCUGGAUCAGUACACGGCGGCGGUGAACGGGGAGUGUCGCAUGCUGCUGAGGAUUCUGGAGAGCGCGCAGUUUCUGAAGGCGGUGACGGAUCAGACGGAGGAUAUGAUUAUCUCGACGGGGGAGAAGUUGAGUUGUUUGUAUAUGACGGCGCUGCUGCAGUCGAGGGGCGUGCCGGCGGCGUAUGUGGAUCUGAGUGAGAUUAUUCAGUUUGAGGUUGGGAAGCUCUUGGAUGAGACUUUCUACUUGAAUGUGGGCAAGGCCAUUGCCGAGCGCAUUUUGAAGCUGGGGCCGGGUACAGUCCCAGUGAUCACUGGCUACUUCGGCAGUAUCCCAGGAGGAUUGUUAAAAGAGAUCGGGCGAGGCUACACGGACCUAUGCGCCGCUCUGACAGCUGUAGGCCUCAACGCCAAAGAACUCCAAAUCUGGAAAGAAGUCGACGGCAUCUUCACCGCGGACCCACGCAAAGUCGCCAACGCCAAACUGCUCGAAUCCGUCACCCCCAGCGAAGCCUCCGAGCUGACCUUCUACGGCUCCGAAGUCAUCCACCCCUUCACCAUGGACCAAGUCAUCCGCGCCACGAUCCCCAUCCGCAUCAAAAACGUCAUGAACCCGCGCAACCCAGGCACGGUCGUGGUCCCAGACCCCGAAGACGAGCUCUCCGUCCGCCGCCCAGGCCUCUUCCGCAACCGCUCCCUCUCCUCCCUGAGCGCGCACGAGAAAGCCAAACGCCCGACGGCCGUGACGACCAAACGCGGCAUCACGGUCCUGAACGUCCACUCCAAGAAACGCACGCGCGCCCACGGGUUCUUGAUGUCCAUCUUCCACAUUCUGGACCAACACAAGUUGUCCGUCGACCUCAUCUCCUCCUCCGAGGUCCACGUCUCCAUGGCGCUCCACAGCGAAAUCGCCCUCCUAUCCGACCACGGCGAGGAGGAGCUCAAAAUCGAAUCCGCGGCUCUGCAAGGCGCCGUCGAUGCUCUCAGUGUCUACGGCGACGUCGACCUCGUGCCUGGCAUGGCGAUAAUCUCGCUCGUCGGUCGCCAGUUACGUAGCAUGGUGGGCAUCAGUGGGAGAUUCUUCAGCACAUUGGGGGAGCACGGGAUCAACAUCGAGAUGAUAUCCCAGGGCGCGAGCGAGAUUAACAUCAGCUGUGUGAUUGAGGAGGCGAACGCGGAUCGGGCGUUGAAUGUGGUGCAUACGAAUUUGUUUACGUUUUUGGAAUAG
Molecule: messenger RNA, 1641 nt
Organism: Zasmidium cellare ATCC 36951
Lineage: Eukaryota; Fungi; Ascomycota; Dothideomycetes; Mycosphaerellales; Mycosphaerellaceae
Exons: 2
Coding region: 1-1641 (546 amino acids)
Biological process (GO): amino acid biosynthetic process
Molecular function (GO): aspartate kinase activity
Source: RefSeq, a predicted model, not a curated record